CGGGAGACAGAGUGUAGGGACAGACAUCUGCUGGAGAGUGUGUAGCCACAGUCAGCUUCUUGAUCUGCCACAAAUUUAAACAAAUAAAAUCACUGCUGCAUCAAAAUGGAGAAUAAAGUCACCGAUUUCUCUGGAAAAUGGAAAAUGAAGUCUUCACAAAAUUUUGAGGAUCUUUUGAGAACUCUGGGUGUGAAUGUGUUCCUGAGGAAGAUCGCAGUGAAGGCCGCCUCCAGCCCAGCGGUGGAGAUCACCCAGCAGGGCGAGAGCCUGUCCAUCAAGACAUCCACCAGCGUCCGCACCACUAAUGUCUCCUUCACCGUGGGUCAGUCCUUCAAUGAGGCCACAGUGGAUGGACGUCCCUGCACGAGUUUUCCAAAGUGGGAAACAGAGAGCAAGAUCAGCUGCGAACAGACUUUACAGAAAGGCGACGGGCCCAAGACGGCGUGGACCCGAGAGCUGACCAAUGACGGAGAACUGAUACUGACAAUGACCGCCGGGGAUGUUGUCUGCACCAGAGUUUAUGAGAGAGAAUGAGGACAUUUUUCAAUAUCUUCAUACAAUACUGUUUUGUGUCUCAACCAUCACUUGCCUUUCCUUGCCUAGAUUUGCUCUUGUCGUCCUCACAGCCAGUCAGAUGUUGGAUCAGUCCACUGUGUAGAAAAGGCUUCAGUUUUAUUGAAUGUAUGUAGGUGUGAUUGCCUUUUAACACCAAAGCUCUUACAUAAAUGCCACAUAUUCCUUUUUUAAAAACAGCAUUACUGUGUCUGAAUCCAUUUUCAAGUUGUUAUUAAACUGUUUUAUAUGAA
Molecule: messenger RNA, 806 nt
Organism: Paralichthys olivaceus (Japanese flounder)
Lineage: Eukaryota; Metazoa; Chordata; Actinopteri; Pleuronectiformes; Paralichthyidae
Gene: crabp2b
Product: cellular retinoic acid binding protein 2, b
Biological process (GO): fatty acid transport
Cellular component (GO): cytosol; nucleus
Molecular function (GO): retinoic acid binding; fatty acid binding
Source: RefSeq, a predicted model, not a curated record